UGUGCGGGGCAGGGGCUGGUCGUCGUAAGCAGUUGCGAAGUGAGCUGCAAAAUCUGAGCCCGGUUUCAUUCCAAGUGUCGCUACAGCGCAAUUAAAACGUAUGUAUAAAUAGUUCUGCUGGUAAAACCGUCAGGAGAAGUUGUAACCUUUGCGGUGACAUAGAGUCAUGCUUUACAGAACAAGGAAGACAAAAAUCCAUACAAAACGCUCUUCAGUUUUGCAAAAUGCGUAGAUUUUAGGAUUUUGUUUUUAUUAUUUUAAGCUAAAAAUGCCACGUGACAGAACACUUCAUAGCAGAGGAGCUGCUUGAAUAUACUCUGCAAACGAAUCCCAACUUUAGGAAAGUGUGUCUCAGAUGAAUGAGACUUGGCAGGUCUGCACAAAUCUUUUAACACAUGACUGUGUGAUGAUUGGAGUAGCAGACUGGAGGAAAGAAACCAUUUGAGGUGCAAAUGCACACACUAUUUAAGAAGCGGGGGGAAAGAGUUUGAAGCUUACUUUAUGGUAGGAUUUUCUGGUUGACGAGAAGUGGGUGCGCAUUACCACGAUGCAGAGUUUUGCCCAAUAGUCAGGUAAAGAUGAGUAGCAGAUUUUAGUGUGGCUUACAACAAUGGUUUGGCAUAAUUAAAUAGAGCUAUUUUAUUGGACUCUAUUAACCUGGUUAACCUUAAAUCUUAACCAUGACAGGGUUUUCAUGUAAAGAGCCUCCAUACAAAGUGCAAUACUGAAUUUUAAUUGGAGCUUUCAAGACCUAAUGUAGAGUGUAUUCCUCUUGCUUCAUCUUUUUUUUUUUUUUUUUUUUUUUUUCCCUUCUUGGAAGUCCAGGCGUAGUAAAAUAUAUUGAAAGAAUACUUUCUUGACAUAAGUUUAAAUGCUAUGAAUCCAGAUUGCGUAAAUCAAUUAAGGGCAGGAUUUUUUAACACAGUGCUGGUUUUUUGGAUCUAUGUGCUUACUACGUAUGAGAAGGUGAGGAUCAUUCUCAACAUUGCAAUACCUUGGUCUUCGCAAACUUUCUGAACAACUUCCCGAUCUAAUUAUUAUCUGGCCGAUCGACAGUGAUGGUAGAACCUAGGAAGCAAACCCACUGUCCAGCUCAGGGUGUUUGUAGUUUACAAAUACAGCACAAAAUUCUCUCCUCCGCUGAUCAAUGCACAGUUUGAAUUCUCAUGCAGUAAUAUUGUUAAGACUACUGUCAGUUAUUGCACUUGGAGUAGUGCAGUAGACCCCUGUGAAGGCAACAACAGCACAUAGCAGUGGAUUGGUCUUGUCCCACAGAGUUUAGCUGGAAUGAGGGAAGGCGUUUGGCACGUGAGUCACUAAUAUGAUACCAGCAAACAUCUCCUGAAUUCCAGUCUUUUGGGAUUUGCCAUGAGUUACAAACACCUGUUAAUUAACCCUUGUGGAUCUCUCUCCUGCGUUAGGAUCAGUACCAAGUGGGACUGGUACUGUUGCAAAAGUCGUGCCCAUGGCUUGCGAAGUGCCUGUGUUACAGCUGAAACAUGUCACUUUUGCUGCUAAGUCACUUGGACUCUAAUGUAAAAGUUAUACAACUUCCUUAAUGUUGUUUUAAAACUAAAAUAUAGACAUAUUUUAAAGACCUGUUUGGCUGGAGGCCCAUUUUAGAGUGGCCGGUAAAAGUAAUAAACUAUCCUCAAACAUUUCUGCUCAAUAAAAUUUGAGAAUAUGAAAACAAAAAGUUCCUGGUUUAGCUUUUUAUAAAUGUUUUCUACACCCUAUGAUGGCAGUGCUUGACACUGCCCGUAGCUCAAAGAAGAGCCACAUGCCUUGAGCGUUUUGGGCCUCUGACCCAAUCUACAGCAUAGACUUCUGUUAUUUUCUGCUUUGAUCAGAGCAGUGAAGGUUUAUGGUCUCUGUCCAAUAUCCUGCCCUGGUGGAAAUUUCUAGAUAGACAUUUUAUCACCAAAACAGCACUUUUUAUCAGUGUACUUUCUUUCACUCAGGACUCCCGGAAUAAACUAUGUGGGCAAAAACUGAUGGCUGCUGUAAGCUGGGAUCUCACCAAGCGCCUCCUGAUGUGGAGAAGGCCAGUAGUUUUAGAAGCAUUCGCUGUAUUUAAAUUCCUUACUGUUUGUGUGGCCAGCUGGAAUCUAACUUAUAAAAAAGAAAGAAAAUAUAUAUACUGCAUUUUUUGGCUUCACAAGAUCAGAAUAUGUUUAUACAAUACAGUCCUAUAUAGUUCAGAUUGGGAGAGCCAUUGAGAUAAGGCAUUUCUCCAGCAGCUGUUGAUGAGCAAAUAUUUAAUGUGGAAUAUUCUCUUGUAUUAGCUCUUUCAGUUGCAGAGAGGAAGUCUUGUCCAAAGACUUGAGAUCUUACCUGGUUAAAUAGUUGACUUAAAGAACUGCUGUUUCUAUCUAAAUUGGCCCCUAAGUUACGUGCUCAGAAGAAAUACAUAUAACAUACAUGUUCCUGUGUGAACAGAAUUGUGUUCUGUUGUAAGGAAAUACACUGAAAAUAUAUUUUAAGGUUCAAUUUUUAGUGAUAUUGGUAUAAAUAAUGGGACCUUAAUGUUGACUGCUCUGUUUGAGGGCUUCUGUGUACGACUGCUUGAGACAUAAGCCAUUAUGUAGUGAGUAGUAACGAAACCAAGGCAAAUGAUUUGCUAACUUGAACAGAGUAUCUCAUUGUCUGGGACUAGUUGUAUGACUUAUUAAUACUGCUAAUUAAAAAAAAAAUACACAAAAGUGGAGAACAAACUGUAAAUAUAUAUGCAAGGCUGUUAGGAACCCAUGCAGCAGGCAUUUUAGAAAUCCGUUGGCUACCACGUUUUUUUUCUAUUUGUAUGUGAGAAACGUUCUCUACCAAGUUUGUAAAGCAGGAAAAUCAUCUUAAUCUUUGGUGGCAGAAUUGUUAACGAGGGGCUCUAGAGAGCCUGCCUUCCCCUGCCCCCAGCCAUCAGUAAGUGGUGCAGUUAGCAGUGGUGACGCAGUGCCUUAGUGCUGUAAGGACACAUACCCCAGUGUGAAUUUCACUUCUGAAUAGAUAUAUAUCAAAGUAUGUCUUAAACGUACACCUUAGCUAGCCAUAUUGCUGCACAUCAGAUGUGAAAGUAAAAAUAAAUGUGUGAAGCACCAGACAGAGUAUGAAAUCUAAAUCUGAAAACCAUGUCUCCAAACAGUCUAUUAUCCUAAAUCCUGGACCCCAUAUAUAUGUAUAUAUGGGAGCAUAUAUAUAUAUAUAUAUGUUUUAUUUUUGAUCCACGGUAUUUCCUGUAGGCAAGAAAUCAAAGAUCUUUUCAAGUUAUAAAUGACAAUAAGUAGGGGAGCCAAUACUUCAGAUAGCUGGUAUUUUGUGUCUGAGUAGCUCUUUGAUGUCUAAAUGAGAACUGGAGGAAUGUCUAAAAUUAACAAUGAAGUAUGUAAAAUUAAUGAUGAAAUGCAGAACUUGGAGGAAAACAGGCAAGGCCAGGCACUAAGUGUGGUUUGUUUUUUUCCCCUGAAUAAUUGUUUGUUAGGGUUAAGACACAGAAAGAACGCAAACAGUUGAGACGCAUAAAUCCCAAAGUAAGUUAGUGCUGCAUAAGUGACUUCGAUGUAGAUAUUUGAGUGUGUGUAGGUUUACAUAUAAUCAAACACGCGAAAUUUACUACAUAUGUGAUUAGCAGAAAUUUUCGCAUUGGCACUUCAGAUGCAACUGGAUUUAAUAUCAUCUUCAUGCCUUAAUUUUGCUGAUUUGUUGCGGUUUUGCUGAAUAGUGACAAAAAAAUUGUUGAAGAAAUUAAUGGUAGGUUGCCAAAGAGGCAAAGAAAAGAGGAAUUUAAUCAGUUUUGCAUCUGGAAACAUCUAUGUAUUGUGUCUAUACAACAGUUUGACCAGUGUGGCUUCACAUGCUGUUUUCCAGUUUUGUUCCAAGGUUAUUUUUGGGCAGUCAGAUGCCACGUUUGUGCAACAGGUUGCCUAUGUUCACGACACUCGGUGGUAGAAGUAUAAUAUUGCCAUAAAUAAAUACUGUGGGAAUGUUUUUUUCUUAGAGGUACAACAGCGGUCCUUAAAAAAGUUACUUUGGCCAUGCCUCUGGCAACAGAAGUCUUGUGGUGAUCGUGGUCUUGAUGAAUAAAAUACCAUGCAGAGUGCAAGAUUUCUUUUGUAGUCAGUGUAAGAAGCUGUCAUUGAGGGAACCCCGCCCCCCACCCCGUAAGUUCUCGCCGAAGUAGUUGGAUUCAGAUUUAAUAUGAUGCAGUCUUUUAUUCCUUCUCUGGGAUGGAAGAUUUACUGAAAUGAUGUUCCAUGAUGGGCAUUAGUCACCCUGGCAGAAUUCAUUGGUCAGGUGUGUUGGAAUACAGGAUGAAGACAUCACUGUUGCCAGUUGGUAUUUUUCUCAAUCUGAAAAGACAAAGAGAAGCUUUUCCUUCAGAGAACUGAGAUUUUCUGGUUCAUCCUCCUGAAGCCUAAUAAAAUGUAUGUAGUAGGAACAGAACUCUUGUAAAGCCAUUAUAUAGGAGAACUUCCGGAGUAUCACAAAGCUUUGUGCAUACGUGCAAGAGUAAAUGUUUGGGAAUGGUGAAAACUCAGAAUGGAGUGAUUAGCUAGAGCUGUGAUGGUGUGUGACUAGUGGUAGAAUAUUUGGGAGAAAGAACAGUGAAGAUAGCUCCAUUUCUAGGACCAGCUCUUAGAAAAGUACCACCCUUUUCCUGUUCUUUCCAAUCAGAUUAGUUUGGGGGGGGGGGGGGAAGCCUCAGUCUUGUGUAUUAAUGACAUUAUUGUGCAGUAUUUGACAGUGUAGAUCUUGAUUCUGUUUUCAUAGUGUUUUAGUUACCAGGUGACAUGUUUGUAAAUAGGAAUAAAGUCCUUGUUGCAUUGUGAAAAUAAGGUGUUUUUUAUAACUAUCUUGCCUGGUGCAUAUAAUUAAACAGGUGCUUUCUCAGAAGCACCGUAAUUUCCAUCAUUUAAAAACCAAAAUCUUAAUUGAAGUACAGAUCCUCGCUUCAUCUGAUGCUCAGCAUUGUACUUCCUGUGAAUCUUUCUGCUUUGAUAUUUACUUUACAUACAAAUAUUCCAGAAAACAAAAAUUCAACAAGUAGUUGAAAGUAUUGCAUCUUUUAUAUUCCGGUAUAUUCAAGGUUUGCACAAGGAAUAUGCUGUAAGAUGACUUUGCAGAAUAAGUAAACCAGCAGUAUUCUGUGAAAUUCUCUGUUUUGUGAUUUCCCAGUUGAAAGUUUUGCCAUGCACCUUGUCUGUCUACUGGGUUGCAUUUUAAUACAGUAAAUUUCUGAGUAUAACUUUGUGUGUGGUUUGAUAUAAAUUAAAGUUCUCCAAAUAAACAAUAGCAUCAUCUUGUUGGCUUUAGAGAAUAAUUUCUUGUUCUGAUCUUGCUUUAAGAAAACUUUAACAAGAAAUAUGCUUUCGUUAUCAUUAAGUCAGCUUUCUUUUUUGUUGUGAUUUAAAUGUAAAGGCAGGAUUUAUGGAAAUGACUGGAGGGUGGUGCUGGCCUAAUUAGUCAUUAUUUCUGGCAAGGCAUAAAAAAUUGGCUGUUCUUCUGCCUAAAACUAAGAGUGUGCUUUGUAUUUAAUCUGUAGGUCUUUUGUAAAACAAAUGGUUGUGCCAAUAAGUGCAAAAUACGCACAUAUAAAGUUCUUCUGAUAUUAUUUGGUAUGCUGUUCUGGAGAGUCAUUUAGGUUUUUUGUUGAUAGUUAAAUUUAUUAAGGUGGGUAUCUUUCCCUGGAAAAAUGUAUAUUUAUAUAUAUCCUUUAAAAAAUAGUGUAUUUUUUAAAGGAAUAGUAGCUGGAACUUGCAGUAGCAAUUUUGGAAUUGAAUAUGGCUUUUCUGCUAGUGUCUAUUCAAGGAUUAAAUACAAAACACUACAGUGCUUUAUAAAAGUACUAAUACCUAUUACAAGUUUUUGCAAAGAGUUUUAGGAUUAUCCGUGUGGUAUGUUCACCAUUGGGCUGAGUAAUGUCUCUUAACAGGGUGGUUGGUUUUUUUUUUUUUUUUUUUUUUUUUUUUGUUGGUCUUGUUGAGAUGAAUUGCCAGUAAUUGGUAUUUCACCCAGAAGCGACCCAGGUGACUUACGGAAUUCCACUACCUUCAGCAGCCCCGUGCAUGUGGAAUGUCUUUCCUAAUCAGGCUUAAGAGAGGGGGGCAUUCAGCACAGCAAUGAUUGAAAACUCGCCUUCUAAAAAAAUAAUCAGCAGGGGCAUGUGACAUGAAUGCUCCUCCAUGCCUUUGCCCUCUUGUUGUCAGACCGCAGCUUAUGCCGCUCUUACACAUCCUUGAUGACCACAGGACAUUGCUAAAGCAGAAAGCUACUUUGCAUGUUCCUCUUUAUGAGUCUGUUUCAUGAUUAAACUUUUAAAAGUCACAACCCCCAACACGCAACUGCAGUUUCAUGGUAGCUGUGACAUUAUUUUACUAUUCAUGCUGUGAAUUUCAUUCUAUAGUAAAACGAAUAUUAUAUUGGCCUUUUAAGUUGGUUGUCAGUGGAGAAUAGGGAAGCUACACUUCCAGCAUCUGUAUGCAAUCUUGGCGACAAGUAGGAUCCUCUGGAAAGCUGUUACUGUUGGGGCAGAACUAAUCAUUCCAUGUGAAAUUAUAUAAGGAGAAUUAGCUCUGACUCUACCUCAUUUCCUUUCAUACCGCUGUGAAAAUAAGCUUAGAAACGUCAAACCUUCCCUCCUUAUUUCUCUAAGUACUUUAUUAAAUACUUCUUUUUAUUAAGGCUUAUUUAUCGUAGGUGCUAGAAACAAAAAUAACUACCUGUAUUUCUGGGUACUAAUGGGAUGUGCAUCCUUGCCCAAUUUGGCAGUUUUGAUUUCCUUCUCAGGACUGGAUUCCCAGGAUCGGUUGCUGUUGCCUUCUCUGUACUUUGACUUUAUUUCCCCGGUGGAUCAUUUGGAGUACUUCGUAUUUAAGGUAGCAUGCUUGAUGUGAUAGAAAAUUGUCAAUCACAGACUGCCUUGGCUAUUGAGAAAAAAGAGGUAUCAAAAGCCUGCUUGGAGCUCUAAGGAGCAGUCAAGUCACCUGCCGAUUUGCCUGGCAGGAGCCUAAACUUGUACAGCCUUUAAGUUUAGAAAAGAAAACGCAGAUCUCUGGAGGUCAUCCACUCUAUGUAAGGCCCUGUACUGUAUGCAUGAGCAUAUAGUGUUCAUUGUAAAGCCAGAUAGAUAUGUAUAGACAGUUUCUGACAUGUUCAUCUUACCAGGUCUUAAAAACAGUCAGUGAAGAUUUGUGUAGCCCCUCCAUGACCGAAUCAGUUGUUUAACUAUCCCUAGAGGUAGCAUAUUUCCUCUAAUACUAUUCUAUUUUUUUUCCUAACCCAUUAAGCUUCUUGUUUCUUUUUUAUUUUUUCUGCUGUGGAUAUUGCAGUAGUGGGACAUGAUCAUCAUUGUUGUAACUGCUGUUAACCUAUUUUGAAGCCUGCGCCCUUUUUCUUUGCUCAUCUUUUUUUCUGUACUCAGCAAGCCCGUUUCCCUUUAACUUUACUGAUUGCUUAGGGUUUCUUCUGAGCUUUUCUCGGUUUCCUACAUCUGUGUAUCCAGACCUGAACAUAGUGUACAACCUUAGUGUCCUGGUUUCGGCUGGGAUAGAGUUAAUUUUCUUUCUAGUAGCUGGUAUGGUGUUAUGUUUUGGCUUCAGUAUGAGAAGAAUGUUGAUAACACACUGAUGUUUUCAGUUGUUGCUAAGUAGUGUUUAGACUAAGUCAAGGAUUUUUCAGCUUCUCAUGCCCAGCCAGCGAGAAGGCUGGAGGGGCACAAGAAGAUGGGAGGGGACACAGCCAGGACAGCUGACCCAAACUGGCCAAUGAGGUAUACCAUACCAUGUGAUGUCAUGCCCAGUAUGUAAACUGGGGGGAGUUGGCCUGGGGGGGGGAAUUGCUGCUCGGGAACUAACUGGGCAUCAGUCGGCGGGUGGUGAGCAAUUGCAUUGUGCAUCACUUGUUUAGUAUAUUCCAAUCCUUUUAUUAUUAUUGUCAUUUUAUUAUUGUGAUUAUUAUCAUUAUUAGUUUCUUCCUCUCUGUUCUAUUAAACUGUUCUUAUCUCAACCCAUGAGUUUUACCUUUUUCCUUCCGAUUCCCUCCCCUAUCCCACUGGGUGGGAGGGAAGUGACUGAGCAACUGCGUGGUGCCUAGUUGCUGGCUGGGGUUAAACCAUGAGACAGUCUGUAUCAGUGAUGAAUAGAAUAAAUCUUACCAUCUUUUGCAUAUGAUGCUCCUGUUAAUGUUAACAUUAAUAAUGUUAAUUAAUUUUUCACUUUUUGCAUUCAAUUCACUAUUAAAACCCCAGUUUCAGUUUUGCUGUUAAUCACUUAGUCCUACUUUUUUCGAUUCUAACUCUGCUUCCCAGAAUGCUUGCAGCCCUUCCCAGGUAACUAAAAAAUUUUGCAACUGUAUCGUUCAUCAUCCAAGUAAUAAAUGAAAAAAUUAAAUAAUCCUGCACUGAAAAUGCUGUCUGCAUUAUGAUGUGAGGGCCAAGAGGAAGAAACUUAUUAUAGUUGGAGUCCUGCAACCUGUACCUUGUUGCAGACCUGACCUUUGGAGAUAGAGUCGCAGAAUGGCUGGCUUGUGCUCUGACCACUUCAUCGUCUUUGGUUUGGUUGGUUUGCUGGUCUUGGUUGGUUACGUCUGCGUCUGUCUUGUACUGGGGAGCACGGAACUGGACAAAUUAAGUCAGACAUCCUGUAGCUAUAGGUGUUGAAGGAGGGAAUCUUUAGUGAGAUAAAAGAAAAAAAAACUUGGAGAAAGUUUAUAUGGAUCUGCACACUUCGGUCAGCGGUGGUUCAGUUCCUUGGAGUGGUGUGUAAAAAUCACCUGUAAUUAAUUAGAUAAGUAUACAUGUGCACGUUUCUGUCUCUGUAACUUGAGAUGCAUCCAUACACAAAUGGUCAUUCUUCAUGGCUGCUAGAUCAACACUUCAAAAAAAAAAAAAUCUUUGAUCAAACAGAUCUCAAUAUUUGAAGUAAGUGUUAUUUUGUGAAUCAUGUAGACACGAGGGGAAGAAAGGGUAUCUCUACUUCAGAAUCUUUUCUUUCAUGCUAUUUGCUUGGAACAUAAUCUGCAGGCGUUUGUCUUUUAUGUUAGCAUUUUAGUAUACCUGAUGUGAUCAGAAACACUUUAUUUUAUCCUCUGCAGUGGCGUUUCUGAAAAUGAAGCAACUAAGAGGUGCUGCUAGAGAGUCAGAAAGUAGUAAGGACCGUGGCUUACAGUUAAGGCAGAUGUGAUUGCAACAUCUGUGCCUAGGAAAACUGCAGUCUGAUCUGCCUUCUAUCUUCAGGAUUUCUGGCAUUCCAGAAGCAGAAGUGGUGCAGAUAAGGCAUGUCCUUUGAGGUUUUGAAAUGCUUCUGCUUAGAUUGUAAAGCUCUUCCUUAUUAGACCCACAGGAAGCACAUCUCCUAUAGUGCAGCCAGAUUGGUAUCGUUAUUAAAUACUUCUUCUCACACUCUCCAGUGAUAACUCUUCUCUGUGGUGGUGUCAUUUGGGAAGAAGAGCCUCUAUGGUUGCCUCUGUGUAUUGACUAGCUGAGUACGUGGCCUCACCACAUAGCUGCGCGUGGUAAUUUCUGACUUGGAAGCUGUGAUGGGAUCCAAAGUACAGUUUAUAGAGGAUUUUUCAUCUUCUCCCUUAAAUUGAACUUUCCAGUGCUAAAACUUGGGACUUCUAACGUGCAGUCUUCAUUAGAACACAAUCUAGAAUAACAGGAAGAAAAACCCCAAAGCCUUGCCAUCAAACAAAUUAAAUUUUAAUUUCUUUAAUGAUUCUCCCCUUUGCCCACUGUAUUCUUGCAAAAUCGGUCUUUGCCCUUGGUUUAUUUUCAGUACAGCAAUUGCGUUGGUUUCUGUGUGGCAUAAAACUCUCCAUAUUCCUCUCUGAGUUAAGAACACUCUACCCUUUUCCAUGAUCUCUGAGCAGCAGUCAUAUGUCUACUUUCUGAUCUCAGGACUCUCCUGCUUACGUUGGGGCUCCCUACUUGCUGUGCUUCGCCUCUGCUGUUGUGUCCUGCUCUCGAAGGCUGUGCCAGGUGAGAUGUGCUUGCUUUUCUUUCCCCUUUCAGGAGAGCUCCUCUGGCCUGUUGUGCAGCCUGUGGGAAGAGGCAAGCCAGUGGCCUUCCUCUGUGCCAGCUAUAACCUUUUUGAAAGGACUUCACUUAACACAGUGCACGGCAGGCAAAACAGAUUUAAGAACACUUACAAUUGGGAAAAUUGCACUUUAUCAUCUGUCCAUUGGACUGAAGCAGAUAGAACGGAUGGGAAAAAGUACUGCUCAUCACUGAGAUUCAUAGACAAGAUUCCCAAACUGCUUUGUUGAAGACAUCUAAAGCAGCACAGCCUGGUAUUUUACUGCUCCCAGUUUUGAAUGAAGAAUCCAAACAGUGCUGAAGUAUUUGGAAAAUGAGUGUUCUUCUCAUUGAAGCCUUUUAUGGUGGUUCCCACAAACAGCUGAUGGAUCUUCUCCAGGAAGAGCUACAAGAAGACUGUGUCCUCUGUACGCUUCCUGCCAAGAAGUGGCAUUGGAAAGCACGGACUGCCGCUCUUUAUUUCAUGCAAACAGUGCCAACAAGUACUAAUUACAGGAUCCUCUUUGCAAGCUCGGUGCUUAACCUGGCUGAACUCGCUGCCCUCCGCCCUGACCUUGGCAAAUUGAAAAAGGUCCUCUACUUCCAUGAGAACCAAUUGGCAUAUCCUGUCCAGAAAUGCCAGGAAAGGGAUUUUCAGUACGGAUACAACCAGAUCCUUUCAUGUUUGGUUGCUGAUGUUGUGGUGUUCAACUCUGCUUUUAAUAUGGAAUCGUUUCUUACAUCCAUUGGAAAAUUUAUGAAGCUGAUUCCUGACCACAGACCUAAGGAUUUGGAAAAAAUAAUCAGACCGAAGUGCCAAGUUCUUUAUUUUCCAGUCAGGUUUCCUGAUGUGAGCAGGUUCAUGCCAGAACAUAAGCUUGCCCAUUUGGAAAAGGUAAUUGGUGUUAAAAGAAAUGGAGAUGCUUAUCAAUUGGAGGGUCUGCCUGGCCAGCAGAAGAGCAGAGCUUUAAUGAAAAACAGCAACGCACAUCGCGAGUCUGGACUUUGUGAAGCCCAGCCUGGACUUUAUACCACACAGCACGAGGGGCUGCCUUCCCCAUUAACAGCACUGGUGAGAUUGAACAAGUCUGAAGCAUCAGAAAGUACAAAUCCUUGUCAAGAAGAAGAUAAGCAACAUCUGACUUUUAACCUCUCUAAUAUCUUGAGUGGACGGGACUAUCAGCAAAGACCUUUACACGUUGCCUGGCCUCACAGGUGGGAACACGACAAAGAUCCUGAAACGUUCUUUAAAGUCCUGUUGAAACUGAAAGAGAAAGAUCUACCUUUUCACGUGUCUAUCCUUGGAGAGUCUUUCACCGAAAUUCCAGAUAUCUUUUCAGAGGCCAAAAAAGCGUUGGGGUCUUCCGUCUUGCACUGGGGCUACUUACCCAGCAAAGAUGACUAUUUCCAGGCUCUGUGCAUGGCCGACGUUGUCAUCUCGACAGCUAAACACGAAUUCUUUGGCGUGGCAAUGGUCGAAGCUGUACAUUGCGGCUGUUAUCCGCUGUGUCCCAAAGCCUUGGUGUACCCAGAGAUAUUUCCAGCUGAAUAUCUGUAUUCUACACCUGAACAGCUUUUUAAAAGGCUUCAGAAUUUCUGCAAGAGACCAGAUAUUGUAAGGAAACAUCUCUAUAAGGGCGAGACGGCUGGGUUUUCUUGGGCAGCGCUCGGCGGUAAAUUCAGGUCUCUGCUCGCAGCAGAACCGAGGGAAGAUUUGUGACAGAUGGGGCUAAGUCACAAACUUGCAGCCUCAGGCAGAAUUGUGGAAGUUUCCAGAGUGUGCCCAUAUUUACCUGAUCAGAGAGAAAAGAAAAUCUGCAGAGGAAGCCGAGCCUGGCUGCUUGUCAUAGCUGACACAGAGCCAUCUGCCACAAACCUGUGGCGGCUUCAGAUCUCCAAUCCCUGCCACCACCCCAGCUCAAAUUAAAUACAGAUUCUUAGAGACGUUAUGAUGGUUACACAUGUCCUCGGCAUCACAUGCAGGAGACUGUUCAAAAAAAAUAUGUGGCCUGUUGUGUAACCGCACUCAUGUAUCCCAUAUGUGGUGCCACAUUGAAUUUCCGGUUGAAUCUGUUUUUAUCCUUUGUACUGGAUGACAUGGUGCCUGAAUUCUUUCUUUUCGCCGACACGAUGGCAGCCAAGCUGCAGCUUCAAACGCUCACACUUGGCUGAGUUUCUACCUAGGUUGCCAGGUUAUCAUUGGAGCCUUAUUGUGUCCUCAAAGGGCCACAGGGCCUGAAAGGAGGAUCCGAACGCUGCCGGACUAAUUGGGCAGCCAUCUCCGGGUUGUUUGGAGGCAAAGGGCUGCUUUAGCACUUUUCUUUUUUUUUUUUUUUUUUUUUCCCUGCAAAUUAAUGACUCUCUGGCACGGGGGUUUUUAAGUGAAGGUAUUAAUAAGGGGUCUGGCAGGUAAUCCCAUGAUUCGUGGAGUUACAUUUGCAUUUAAUUAAUCUUAAAGAAAGCUGAAAGAUAAACAGCUGUAAUUCAAACUAGCAUGGGAAAUAUGCUACAUGGUGCCAUCUAUCCGAUAAAAUGAAAGCCGAGACACUUGUUUUAUUUCUCUCAAGGAUGGAGAACAAACAGAUAACAGUCAAAAUACUUCCAAUAAAAACCAGUAGUUUAAAUGUAACGGCAGUUCAUCAAGAAUCUUUGCAUCCAGUUACAAAUACAGUCUUUUAAAGAUAAAUCACUUAUGAUUCCAGCAGUCAAGCUGCUAUAUUUGUUGAUGUAAAAUGUUUUGAAGAUGUAGAUUGUACAAUAAAUUUUUAAUAAAGUGCCCACUGCAAUUUUUAA
Molecule: messenger RNA, 12796 nt
Organism: Harpia harpyja (harpy eagle)
Lineage: Eukaryota; Metazoa; Chordata; Aves; Accipitriformes; Accipitridae
Gene: QTMAN
Product: glycosyltransferase like domain containing 1
Exons: 11
Coding region: 10338-11723 (461 amino acids)
Molecular function (GO): glycosyltransferase activity
Source: RefSeq, a predicted model, not a curated record